AGAAGAAACAAGUGUAACAUACUCUAUAUAUUUCACACAUUUGUACACAAUGACGGCUUCGAAUGAGAAUGACGUCCAGAUUACCGCGGAUUUGUCUACUUCUAGAAUAAGUAACUUGACCAUUCAGGAGCUCAAUAUGCUCAUUUUGAAGUUAGAGGAGGAGACAUCCCAGCUGCAAGGUUUAUCAAGUGCAUUGACUAUUGCUUUGGAGAGAUUCCAGGAGUCAAAGAGAGCACUGGUUGAAUUGGACAAGAGAAAUGAGAACAUACAGGUGCCUCUAACGUCUUUGGUUUACGUUCCAGGCAAAUUGAACAAUCCUGACAAGGUGCUUGUGUCUAUUGGAACGGGCUACUAUGUAGAAAUGGCGAUAAAACACGCAAAUGAGUACUAUGAAAGGCGUAUUAGAACUAUCGAUGAGCAAAUGUGUAAAUUACAGGGUAUGAUUUCGGGGAAAAGCAAGCAAAUAAAUCUUUACUAUUCGCAUCUCGACCAGAAAUUGGCUAUGAUGAGAUCUGCUCAGACCGCCGGUUCAUCUUAAAUUGAUUGAACUUAACACAUCGCAUUUUAACUUGUUCUUUAAC
Messenger RNA from Theileria equi strain WA, 581 nucleotides. RefSeq names its product prefoldin alpha subunit, putative. Gene Ontology annotation, cellular component: cytoplasm; prefoldin complex. The record is from RefSeq and is a predicted model, not a curated record. NCBI's taxonomy places the organism in Eukaryota, Apicomplexa, Aconoidasida, Piroplasmida, Theileriidae. Gene Ontology annotation, biological process: protein folding; regulation of DNA-templated transcription. The transcript is spliced from 4 exons. Bases 50 to 538 code for a protein of 162 amino acids.